Molecule: messenger RNA, 651 nt
Organism: Bombus pyrosoma
Lineage: Eukaryota; Metazoa; Arthropoda; Insecta; Hymenoptera; Apidae
Product: histone H4
Exons: 1
Coding region: 45-356 (103 amino acids)
Biological process (GO): nucleosome assembly
Cellular component (GO): nucleosome
Molecular function (GO): protein heterodimerization activity; DNA binding; structural constituent of chromatin
Source: RefSeq, a predicted model, not a curated record
GCACUUAGUGAUCGCUGUUUCACUGGAAAAGAUCGACUUGCACAAUGACUGGCCGUGGUAAGGGAGGAAAAGGAUUGGGAAAAGGAGGAGCAAAGCGCCAUAGAAAGGUUUUGCGUGAUAACAUCCAAGGUAUCACCAAGCCAGCCAUCCGUCGUCUUGCUCGUCGUGGCGGUGUGAAGCGUAUUUCUGGAUUGAUUUACGAAGAAACGCGUGGUGUAUUGAAGGUGUUCUUGGAAAACGUUAUCCGAGACGCCGUAACCUACACAGAACACGCCAAGAGGAAGACUGUGACGGCUAUGGACGUAGUCUACGCCUUGAAACGUCAAGGAAGAACUCUGUACGGUUUUGGUGGUUAAUUUCUCUUGCCGCAUUCAUGUCCUCACAAACAAACGGUCCUUAUCAGGGCCAACAAUAUUUACGACGAUGGAAUUUUCUGUUUCAAAAAAACUCGCUGUGAAAAUUAAUAAAGUACUGGUGAAUUUCCAAUCGCUCAUCCUUCACAUAUUUUGUGCCCAUUUUAUGUAUCACAAGCUUUAAUACUUUUUUUAAAUGACGACGGGUAUCUCCGAGAUGUAUAUAUAUAUACUUUCAUCGAAUUAUCUUUUGUAAUCUACGCUUGUGUUGCGAAUGAAAUAAAAAUGUUUCCUUGGA